Molecule: messenger RNA, 910 nt
Organism: Theobroma cacao (cacao)
Lineage: Eukaryota; Viridiplantae; Streptophyta; Magnoliopsida; Malvales; Malvaceae
Source: RefSeq, a predicted model, not a curated record
ACUCAUCUCUACCUUUCCAAUAACAUAUCAUCUAGUCAAACGUUGAAAACUUGAAAUUUAGCCAAACCUUCUUGUAUUUAAGAACCCCAGACCCAGCAUGAUUGUUAUCUCUUAUCCUCAGAAGCAGAACUAGGAUCAUCUUUGUAUGUAUGUUGAUUAAUUUACUUAAUUUUCUUCUGGCACCAUACUUUAUAUUCUUUGCAAGUUAACUUUCAGGAUUGUUGCCUUGUAUCUGUCCCUUGGUUCUUAGCUAGCUUUACGAGGGUCUUCAGUGGACGAAAUGGAAUCCGGUGGUCUAGCAUUCUACAGCUGCAGAAACUGCCGAAAUCCCCUUGCCCUCGGCGAUGAUCUUGUUUCUAAAAAUUAUAUAGCAAAAUCAGGGAAGGCUUAUAUGUUUCUGCAUGCAAUGAACAUUGUUCUGGGGCCAAAGCAGGACAGGCAAUUGAUAACUGGUCUUUAUACCACUGCUGAUAUCUAUUGCAGCAAGUGUGGUGAAGAACUGGGCUGGAAAUAUGUGCAAGCCUAUGACUUGAAAAACAGGUUCAAGGAAGGGAAGUUUAUUCUCGAAAAACUUAAGAUGGUCGAAGAACACUAGAUCUUACCAGUGAUCCCCCUUUAUGGAAAGAAUAAGGAAAUAAGCAUGAUGAUCUCAGAUUGGAAACCAUUCCUUAUACAUGAAAACUGGAAAUCUAUGUUUCAGUUUUAUGAGAUGGGAUUUAAAUUUCAUCACUGGUAAAGUAAAAGCUAUGUUAAAAAAGCUUUACUUUCCUUUUGUUAAUUUGGGAUUUGCUGUUGGUACUAUUGCUAUGGCUCUUUUCUACUAAAUUUCUAGUAAUAAUCUUCAUUCCUAUGACUGGAAAAUAGAUGGAAGCUCCAGGAUCUAAUUAAAACAGGAUUAAUUUUGGUUUUA